Molecule: messenger RNA, 2556 nt
Organism: Coffea arabica (coffee)
Lineage: Eukaryota; Viridiplantae; Streptophyta; Magnoliopsida; Gentianales; Rubiaceae
Source: RefSeq, a predicted model, not a curated record
UUGCAAUAUCCAUCGUCAUCAUCAUCAUCAUCAUCAGGACAGAAGACAUCAACCUAUUGUCCGUCUGACUUCCAGUAGCUAAAAUUUUGACCCUUUACCAACGAACGAUAACACCCCAAGCUUCCUCAACUCUUGUCAUCCCCUCUACUUCCAUCCGCUUCCAAAUUUGCCCUCUAUGGAGCCACCGGAAAACGACGCCGUGACUGUUGCGUCAGCUGAGAAAAUCAUCCUCCGCUGGGACUCCACAGCCUCCGAGGACGCCAGGGACAGAAUGAUCUUCGACGGCGAUCGAUACGAGAUCGACAAAUACUUGCAAGCCGUGGAUGAAAUCCAACGGUCAAUGGAAUCCGCCAGCAUCUCAGACGACUCUGCUAAGGCCAACAGCGCGAUCCAGAUCGCCAUGGCCCGCCUGGAAGACGAGUUUCGCAAUAUUCUCAUUGCUCAAACUUCCCCUCUCGAAGCCGACACUCUGACCGAUCCCAGCUCUUGUUCCUUCCGCUCCACCGCUUCUAUUGGCAGCAGCGACAGCCACUUGAGCUUGCCGCCGCCGCCGCCGCCGCACACCGAGGAAGACGACUUCACCGAGACCAGCUCCUCAACUCACGCCUCCGAUACCCCCCGCCGGAAAGAAUUCGAUCAUCAGGAGAGUGGAAGCAGCACCAGCUACAGAUCCACCAACAGCAUCCGCGAAAUUGAUCUGAUACCUCCCGAGGCCAUCUGCGACCUCCGUAGCAUCGCCGAGAGGAUGAUAGCCGCUGGGUAUCUCCGGGAGUGUGUUCAGGUGUACGGCAGCGCACGCAAGUCUGCCGUGGAGGCCAAUUUUCGAAGCCUAGGGAUUGAGAAGCUCAGCAUAGGAGAAAUCCAGAGGCUGGAGUGGGAAAGUCUCGAGACAAAGAUUCGGAGGUGGAUACGGGCCGCCAAAGUUUGCGUGAGGAUACUGUUUGCUAGUGAGAAGAGACUCUGCGAACAAAUCUUUGAAGGUCUGGGGACGGCCUCCGAUGAUGCUUGCUUUAUGGAGACUAUCAAGGGUCCGGCCGUGCAGUUAUUUAACUUCGCUGAAGCUAUUAGCAUUAGCAGGCGAUCCCCCGAAAAGUUGUUUAAGAUAUUGGAUCUUCAUGAUGCUCUCUCCGACUUGUUGCCCGAUAUCGAGGUUGUUUUCGAGUCCAAAUCGUCCGAGUCCAUCAGGGUGCAGGCAGUGGAGAUACUGUCCCGCUUAGCCGAGGCUGCAAGGGGGAUAUUGUCCGAAUUCGAGAACGCUGUGCUUCGAGAACCUUCCAAGGUUCCCGUCCCCGGAGGUACGAUUCAUCCUUUAACUAGGUACGUGAUGAACUACAUAAGUUUGAUUUCGGAUUAUAAGCAGACUUUGAUUGAAUUGAUUGUGUCGAAGCCGUCAACUGGUUCGAGGUAUUCAGGGGAUCCUAAUACCCCAGAUAUGGACUUGACGGAGUUUGAAGGGAAGACCCCGUUGGCGCUUCAUUUGAUUUGGAUCAUUGUGAUUUUGCAAUUCAAUUUGGAUGCCAAGUCUAAGCAUUAUAAAGAUGCAUCCUUGUCCCAUUUGUUUAUGAUGAAUAACGUUCAUUAUAUUGUUCAGAAGAUUAAAGGGUCACCUGAGUUGAGGGAAAUGAUUGGGGAUGACUAUUUGAAAAGAUUGACGGGGAAAUUCAGGCUGGCGGCCACUAAUUACCAGAGAUCAACUUGGGUAAGAGUGUUGUAUUGUUUGAGGGAUGAGGGGUUACACGUGAGUGGAAGCUUUUCAUCCGGUGUGUCCAAGAGUGCCCUGAGAGAGAGGUUUAAGACCUUCAAUGCCAUGUUUGAGGAGGUACACAGGACUCAGGCUACAUGGUUGGUCCCCGAUGUACAACUCCGAGAGGAGCUCCGAAUUUCAGUAUCUGAGAAGUUGAUACCUGCUUAUCGAUCAUUUCUUGGACGAUUCAGGAGCCAUAUUGAGAGUGGGAGGCAUCCGGAGAACUAUAUCAAAUACUCUGUGGAGGAUCUUGAGAAUGCCGUCUUGGAUUUCUUCGAGGGCUACCCGGUGUCUCAGCACUUGAGGAGGAGAUCUCAGUGAAAGCUGGGGUGGAUGAAUACACCUUUUAGAGUCUAGGAACGCUAUUCUUUUAAUUUUUUGUGGAGUGCUUGGGUAUGAGGUUCUGGUUAUUCUUACAUUUGGUUAGCUCUCACAUGGUAUAGAAAGGUCGAGUCCUGAAUUUGCGCGAUGAGCUGGUGGCAUUGAAGAAGCAGGACUACCAGCUGUACUUCUUCGGAGUCAGUUAAACCUCUUGCCUGAAUGCUUCAUCUCUGUAAGCAUGGUGUUGUUUGUAUUUCUUGUUAGUUUUUUAGAUCGCUUCAUUUGUUGAUAUGGGACUUGCUGUAACUUAUUUUUGAAUAUCUUCUCAUGCAUUUAAUAACUUUAGCACAGAAACAGAGCCCCAAAUCUCUUUGAUGACCUGCAACAGUUAAAAUCAGUGCAAGAAAUCAUCUGAUGAUUGUAACUGCAUUAUGAAGCACUUCAUUAAGCUACCGAGAUAAUCAAAAUAAGUAAAAUUCGUUUUCCAGUGA